Phytophthora sojae is the source of this 1851-nucleotide messenger RNA. RefSeq lists its product as hypothetical. The record is from RefSeq and is a predicted model, not a curated record. The transcript has a single exon. Gene Ontology annotation, cellular component: cytoplasm; nucleus. Bases 1 to 1851 code for a protein of 616 amino acids. Gene Ontology annotation, molecular function: calcium ion binding; ATP binding; calmodulin binding. NCBI's taxonomy places the organism in Eukaryota, Oomycota, Peronosporomycetes, Peronosporales, Peronosporaceae. Gene Ontology annotation, biological process: peptidyl-serine phosphorylation; protein autophosphorylation; intracellular signal transduction.
AUGAAGGCGAUACCCUCCGCCUUGCGUCGCUCAACGCCCCUCGUCCGCGCGCGUCCCGACUCCUCCAGCAACCAACGCCGCUGCUUCUUGGUCGCACCGGACCAGCACCCGCCUCAGCAACAGGCAGACGCAGCGGUGACGCCUGGUGCCUCGGCGUUCGUGAACCACAGCAGCCAAGUCUCCUCGUCCCGAAAGCCGCUGGGGAUCCACUACGGCUGCAUCCGUAAGAGCUGGAGAGGAUACAUGGACAAGCUAGCGUCGUACCCGAAGCUUCAGCACGUGGCGCUUGAGGCCGCGAGCUUCUUUACGAAGCCGGAAGAGCUCGAGUUCAAUCUGCCAAGGAACUUCCUCGAGAAGUACAAGCUUGGAGAUAAACUCGGUGAGGGGGCCUUUGGAGAAGUAUAUUGCGCGUUACCGAUGCAGCAGGAGACCUCGCGUGGUAGUGAACUGCAGUUGGAUUUGGCGGUGAAGAUCGUGUCCAAGUCUCGAGUGGUGAGCCGCAAGGACUAUGCGGCGCUGAAACAGGAAGGGCGCACGAUGGUGCUGCUGGGUGGCACGCUGAACGUUGUGCAUUUCUUCGGAGCGUACGAGGAUGACGAGAAUGUGUACCUGGUGAUGGAGCGUUGUGUGGGCGGAGACGCAUCGGCAAGGUUGUCCAGAGAGAAGGAGCUGGAUCUGACUGCAAACCCAAAGCAGGAAGAGCGGGCGAAAAUGUACAUGAGGGACAUCCUGCACGUGGUCUGGCAGUGCCACUUGCUGCGUAUUUUGCACAGAGACCUGAAGCUCGAGAACUUUAUGUUUGCCGACACGAAAGAGGACAGUCCGCUCAAGCUGACUGAUUUCGGUGGAGCUGCCUUCUUGGAGGAUGGAGAAUUCCUGCACGAGGUGCACGGCACGCCGCUGUACACGGCGCCGGAGGUUCUCAAGCACAAAUACGCCUACCCGUCAGACCUCUGGAGUUGUGGAGUGAUUUUGUAUCGUCUGCUAAGUGGACGCUUCCCCUUCGAGUCCGGAGCGUUGCUUGACGAGCGUAUUUUACACGAAGAAAUCGACCUCGAAAGUCCGCCGUGGACCGGUAUCUCCGACGAAGCCAAGGACCUGGUUCGGCAACUUCUCGAGCGCGACGUCUCUAAACGCCUUACAGCCGAGCAGGCUCUCAAACAUCCGUGGCUUCGACCCAGCGCCCCUCUCUCCCCUGGAGCGCUGACGACGGCUUCUGCUGCUGCCAAGGAAGCCACCAAGGGCAUUGCAGGGCCAGUGCUGAACGGGACACUAGUCCAGAGGCUGCAGCUUUACAGAUCACUCAACAGUCUGCAGCACGCUGUACUGAACGAGGUGACUCGGCUGCUGCCACUGGCAACAAAGCAGGACGUGGUGGUGCUGUUCAGCGAGGUGUCUCGUGAUGGCAGCGAAAGCGUCGGACUCGAGGAAUUCGCAGCGUAUGUGACUAGCGGAGGCUACCGUCUGACUCGAGGCGAAGCCAUCGGCUUCUUGCGCAACCUGGACCUGGAUGGCGACGGCUUGUUGUCUCUCGACGAGUUUUGCGCCGCCUUGUUGGACUGGCCGCAGCUUCAAACGCAGCAGCCCGACGUGUUCGCCCAGUGCGCCAACCAAGUGUUCGACAUGGUGGACCAAGACAAGGACGGUCUGUUGACACUCGAGGACAUUGCCGAGCUCACUCCGUUCCAGCAUAGCGGGAAGCAUUCGCACUCGUUCCGCAACGACUUGGACCGCUGCUUCCAGUACACCGACCGGUCAGGCCGAGGCAGCAUCGACAAGGAGGACUUCAAGCACACGCUGCGCAUCGCUGCCGGCGCGUACAGCAACUUCCCCAGGAGACUCAAGUUAUAG